Aspergillus ochraceoroseus IBT 24754 is the source of this 2160-nucleotide messenger RNA. RefSeq names its product SKIP/SNW domain-containing protein. Gene Ontology annotation, biological process: mRNA splicing, via spliceosome. NCBI's taxonomy places the organism in Eukaryota, Fungi, Ascomycota, Eurotiomycetes, Eurotiales, Aspergillaceae. The coding region runs from base 50 to 1810 and encodes 586 amino acids. The transcript is spliced from 3 exons. Gene Ontology annotation, cellular component: spliceosomal complex. The record is from RefSeq and is a predicted model, not a curated record.
GUUCCUCAUCAACCCUCCCCAUCUCUUUUCAUCCAUCCAGGAUUCCACAAUGACGUCUAUUGCGGAGGGACUGUUUAAGUCUCUCCCCAAACCGAAAUAUUCCGGUGACGAGGAGGAGGAGUUGCCGCAACACGCCCAGGCCCGUGGCCCGCGGAUUGUAGGUCCCGGCCAGCUUGACGAGACCCAGGUCGUUCUCCGGAGAACCGGCCCACCACCAUACGGAAACCGAGCAGGAUGGCGACCUCGUGCCCCCGAGGAUUUCGGCGACGGCGGCGCAUUCCCGGAGAUCCUGGUUGCACAGUAUCCGCUGGACAUGGGACGGAAAGGCACGGCGUCAAAGUCGAACGCGCUCGCGGUGCAGGUGGAUGCAGAGGGGAAAGUGAAAUACGAUGCUAUCGCGCGACGCGGCCACGGCGACGACCGAAUCGUGCAUGCGUCGUUUAAGGAUUUGAUUCCGCUCCGGCAGCGGGUGGAUAUGGGAGAGAUAUCGCUGGACCGGCCGUCGGAAGAAGAAGUUCAAGAGCAGAUGGAGAAGACGAAGAAUGCGCUGGCGAGCUUGGUUUCGGGGGCUGUGGCGGCGCAGAAGCCCAAGAACGUAAAGGGGGGCAGUCGCGCAGAGCCUACGUUUGUGCGGUACACGCCUGCGAACCAGAUGGGGGAUACGAGUCGGAAAAAUGAUCGGAUUAUGAAGAUUGUGGAGCGCCAGCAGGAUCCGAUGGAGCCGCCGAAGUUCAAGCAUAAGAAGAUUCCGAGGGGUCCGCCGUCGCCGCCGCCGCCGGUUAUGCACUCGCCGCCGCGCAAGCUGACGGCGGAAGACCAGGAGGCGUGGAAGAUCCCGCCCCCUGUGUCCAAUUGGAAGAAUCCUAAGGGUUACACGGUACCGCUGGAUAAGCGGUUGGCGGCUGAUGGGAGAGGUCUACAGGAUGUCACGAUUAAUGAUAAGUUUGCUCAGUUUGCGGAAGCCUUGUUUACGGCGGAUCGACACGCCCGUGAAGAAGUGAGACUACGUGCGCAGAUGCAGCAGAGAUUGGCGGAGAAGGAGAAGACGCAAAAGGAGGAGCAUCUCCGUGCUCUGGCCCAGAAGGCGCGCGAGGAACGCACCACCAGCCGUCGCGAUUCCCGGGCGACGUCGCGAUCCCGCAGCCGCAGUGUGUCCGAGUCCUCCUACCGGUCUGGUACCCCUAGUGGGGACGAGAGUGCCGCCCGAGACCGUGAGCGCAUGCGUCGGGAACGACGACAGGAGGACCAGCGCCAGCUCCGUCAGUCACGUAUGGGUGCCGAACGACGGAUUCAGGCAAUGGCCCGCGAACAGAACCGCGACAUCUCGGAGAAGGUGGCGCUGGGUCUGGCCAAGCCGACGCAGUCUUCCGAGACAAUGUGGGAUUCUCGUCUCUUUAAUCAGACCAGCGGGAUGAGCACCGGAUUCAACGAAGACAACCCCUACGACAAGCCGCUGUUUGCCGCGCAGGACGCCAUCAACAGCAUCUACCGUCCGCGGGCGCAACUCGACGCCGACGACGAAGGCGAUGCCGAGGGAGAAAUGGGCAAGAUUCAAAAGUCGAACCGGUUUGAAGUGCUAGGGAGAGCCAAGGAAGGGUUCCGGGGUGCAGCGGACGCAGAGGAGAGGAGCGGCCCUGUCCAAUUUGAAAAGGAUACCGCCGAUCCCUUUGGAAUCGACAGCAUGAUUGCCGACGUGACCGGGGGAGGAGGAGGAGGGGGAACGGGGCAGAAGCGAUACGGAAUCCAAGAAGUCGACCGUGAAAAUGAAAGUCGGGGGUCGAAGCGAGCGAGAGUGGACGAGGAGGAUUGAUUCAAAAUUUUCUUUCUUUCUUUCCUUUACGUGGGGCGGGAGAUAAAAUAAUAAUACCCCGAUAAUAUAUGGAUGGAAUUGUUUUCUACCAGGCACUUAGGGUAUUGGAAUUUACCUCACUCAGCAGGAGAGGUUCUGUCUAUAUUGUGCCAGGACAUCUUCAGUACAGAGUCCAUGGAUAUCAAUCAUAUCACACAGGUUCUAUAUCAUUCUAGGUUCGAGGUUACAUGAAUGCAUGCAUUGCUGGCGUUGUGACUGGGUAUUUUUCUUAUCCUGCUUGUAAUAACUAUUUAUGUACCUAGUAGUAGAAGAAGUAUAUAGAGCUAUAGAACCUAAUCUGUAGAAGGAAC